This is a messenger RNA of Phragmites australis (common reed), 753 nucleotides long. Its product is annotated as heat shock 70 kDa protein 4-like. The transcript is spliced from 2 exons. The record is from RefSeq and is a predicted model, not a curated record. Bases 1 to 753 code for a protein of 250 amino acids. Gene Ontology annotation, cellular component: cytoplasm. Lineage: Eukaryota; Viridiplantae; Streptophyta; Magnoliopsida; Poales; Poaceae. Gene Ontology annotation, biological process: protein refolding; cellular response to unfolded protein. Gene Ontology annotation, molecular function: heat shock protein binding; ATP-dependent protein folding chaperone; ATP binding.
AUGCGACGUCUCCUCUUGGAGUUGUUCAACCUCAAGAAACUUCGCGAGAACAUUAACCCUGAUGAGGCGGCGGCUUGUGGCGCCGCCAUCCAAGCUGCCAUACUCACCCGUGAGAGUCACCGUAAGUUGCUGGACUUGGUGCUGUUGGACACCACGCCGCACUCUCUCGGAGUGGAGACGGCCGGAGGCGUCAUGACCGUGCUGAUCCCCAAGAACAGCACCGUGCCCAUAAAGAAGAGGCAAAUCGUAUCACUUCAAAACUCCGAUGAGAAGAAUGGUGUUGUUAUCUCGGUGUUCCAGGGCGAGAGGUGCAGAGUCCGUGACAACGACUUGCUCGGCGAGCUAGUGCUAUUGGGCGUCAACCCGAAGCAGCGAGAAGGGAGCAGCUCGCUCCGGUGUGCUUCGAUGCCGACUGCAAUGGGCGUCUUGACUGUGUCCGCUGGGUACGAGGCCACCGGACAAAAGAACAAGAUCAUUACCAUCACCAAGGACAAGGUAGGGCCGCGGCACACGGAGACGUUGGAGAAUGACGAGGCCAACACGAAGAGGGUUGCUGCGAGGAACAUGCUGGAGGGCUUCGCGUACAGUGCGAGGCGCGCCAUUGAGGCCGAGACGAAGAAGUUGGACGACGCCCUUCUCGUCAUCGACAAUGUCAUUCAGUGGAUGGAUGGCGACCAGCUGGCUGGUGACAGAAAAAACCAAGAGAUUUUGGAGGAGAACAAGAGAGCGUGCAGCCCAGUGCUGAGAAGUUAG